This is a messenger RNA of Trachymyrmex cornetzi, 13963 nucleotides long. It is a transcript of the gene wb, whose product is annotated as wing blister. NCBI's taxonomy places the organism in Eukaryota, Metazoa, Arthropoda, Insecta, Hymenoptera, Formicidae. The transcript has 43 exons. The coding region runs from base 190 to 9849 and encodes 3219 amino acids. Gene Ontology annotation, cellular component: basement membrane. Gene Ontology annotation, molecular function: signaling receptor binding; extracellular matrix structural constituent. The record is from RefSeq and is a predicted model, not a curated record. Gene Ontology annotation, biological process: animal organ morphogenesis; regulation of cell adhesion; tissue development.
UACGACGAUGCGACGCGAAUCGAUGAACGACGAGAGCCGGAGCGGAGUGAGACAGUAAUUUUUCGCUCAUCGUUUUUCUCUUUUAUUCUCUUUUUUUCCGUUCGACGAUUUACGGACUAUGUGAGUGCCUCCUGUCAAUGAUCACCUUUGUUCGGUGGUGUCAAGGAAUUAUAGGAAUCCUCGUGGACCAUGGCCACUGUCACGAAGAAGGGACAUGCUGGCAACGUCACGUUACGCCUUCUCGUUAUUGUCUUCUCGUUGUUCCUGAACGACCUGACAGCCGUCCAAGCGCGCGGAUUUAGACAUAGUCUUAAGCAAACUCAGAGAAGUACGUACAGUCUGAAUAAGAACUUAAAAAAUAGCGGUCUCUUUCCGUCCACAUUCAAUGUCGCCGCGAAAGCGGAUAUUUACGUUAAUGCGACCUGCGGUGAGGAGGGCCCAGAGACUUUCUGUAAGCCCUCGGAAUCGUCGAGAUGCGCCGUCUGCGACUCCAGGAGUCCAGAUCCUGGCAAGAGGCACAAUACCAGCAACAUCCUCGACUCGAAUCCCGGAAAAUGGUGGCAAAGUCCUACAUUAGCGAGAGGCGAUCAUUACGAAUACGUGACAAUCCUCUUGGAUCUCAAACAGGUCUACCAAGUGGAAUACGUGAUAGUGAAGUCCGCGAACUCGCCGAGACCCGCGGCCUGGAUUCUGGAGAGAUCUCUGGAUGGCGAGAACUUCCAGCCAUGGCAGUAUUACGCGCCGAGCGAUGGGGAAUGCUGGACGAGAUAUUCGGCACCGCCUGUCGCGGGCAAACCCGUUUACGUCACCGACGACGAGGUCAUAUGCACCAGCCAGUACUCCAGACAAACCCCCAUGGAGAACGGCGAGAUCCACACGCACUUGGUGAACGGUCGACCCGGGGCUCUGAAUCACAGUGCGACUCUGCAGGAAUUCACUCAGGCCAGAUUUGUGCGGCUUCGUCUUCAGGGUCUCCGACGUAACGGCGAGGCUGACAAGAGACGUGCAUUUUAUUCAAUAAAGGAAAUCAAUAUCGGAGGACGUUGCCUGUGCUCCGGACAUGCGGCUCGAUGUCGGUACAGCGUUCAACACGGGCAUCAGGAAUGCGAAUGCGAGCGCCACACGUGCGGUGAAAGAUGCGAAAAAUGCUGCCCCAUGUACAAUCAGAUCCCGUGGAAGCCCGGCACAGCUGGUAAGGGCUUUCACUGCGAGAAGUGCAACUGCAAUGGCCAUGCAACGUCCUGCAGAUAUGACCAGGAAGUGGCCGAGAGGAGAAUGUCCAUGGAUAUCCGUGGGAAAUACCGAGGCGGUGGCGUGUGUGUCAAUUGCUCGGAACAUACGACCGGUAUAAACUGUGAGAAAUGUGAGGUUGGCUACUACAGGCCGAAUGGCGUUGCACCUGAUGCAUCGGAACCCUGCUUACCCUGCGACUGUAACAUACGUGGCAGUACAGGCUACUGCACUCCUGAUGAUUCUUACACGCGUAUGGGAAAGGUAGCAGGUGCGUGCGAGUGCAAGCCGGGAUAUUCGGGAUAUAAAUGCGAUCAAUGCGCUGCUGGUUAUCGGCAAUUUCCCGAUUGCAUGCCGUGCCCCUGCGAUUCCCGCGGGAUCCUGCCGUCCCAUGAUUGCGAGGGCGACUGUUUGUGCAAGGCGAAUGUUGCGGGGGAUUUCUGCGAUCGUUGCAAACCCGGAUACUUCGCGCUCACCAAGGAUGAUCUCGAUGGCUGCAUGUCUUGCUAUUGUUUUGGCGUAGUAGAUCGCUGUACUACUGCAAGAUUGCAAUACAGCAUGAUUUCUACACUGGAGAACUGGUUGGUGACUGACAUGAACGCUUCUCGGGCAGUCGUUCCCACCUUGGACACGGACAACGAAUGGCUAACCGUGGCAGCGUUCGACGUCGAGUAUGACAGUCCUUUCUGGCUGGCGCCACAGAUUUACACGGGGAAUCGCGUAUCCUCGUACGGCAGCAAUCUUACGUACUCCGUUACGUGGGUUGUCAUGCGAGGCGACACCAGUGGUAAACCGACCACGGAGCCCAACGUUAUCCUAGUUGGUAACAAUGGGAUGCGCAUAGCGUACGGCGAGGAACAGUACAAUGGUCAAGAAGCUGAAAUAGCGGUGCCUUUACGAGAGCAAGGCUGGUUUCACGUGCGAAGCGACGUUCAGGACAUCCCGACCAGAUUGAGGAGAACCGAGUUUCGCGGGGAUCCUGUGACGAGGGCGCAGAUGAUGCGCGUUCUCGCCGAUCUCAAGUACCUGAUGAUAAGGGCGCGAUAUCAUUCGGAGCAAAUCGAAGGAAGUCUCCAGUCUGCUAUAUUAACGGUAGGCGAAUUAUCAUCGGAUGGCGAAACCGACAAUCUGGUCGAAAUAUGCGAAUGUUCCGAGGAAUACACAGGAAUGUCCUGCGAGAAUUGUGCCUGGGGAUAUGUAAAGAUGCCCAUCAAUGGUUCUGAUCAUCAGGACCGUCACAAAUGCGUGAAAUGUGAUUGCAACAGUCAUGCGGGCUCCUGCGAUCUCAUAAUGGGCGAAUGUGGGACGUGUGAACAUCAUACGGUAGGUCCAAAAUGUGAUCGUUGCGCUACAGGAUAUUACGGUAUCGCAACGAGAGGCACCAGCGAGGACUGUAAGAAAUGCGCAUGUCCACUUUCCGUUGACUCCAACAAUUUCAGUCCGAGUUGUCAGCUUGACGAUCCCAUUGAUAUGAAUAGCGGAUACGUGUGCACGCAAUGUCCUGAAGGAUAUACCGGAGAUCAUUGCGAAAGUUGUGAUGUAGGAUUCUACGGUAAUCCUGUGGUACCUGGCGGUACUUGUGAACGGUGUCCUUGCAACGGUGGUGCCUGUGACCAGGAAACGGGUCGAUGUUUGGAAUGCCGCGGUAAUACUGAGGGCUGGAAGUGCGAGAAAUGCAAAGAAGCGCAUUAUGGAAAUCCUCUGGAACAGAAUUGCAUGCCGUGCGACUGCUCUCCCUUCGGUAGCAAUUCAGUCCAUUGCGAACAGACGACCGGUCAGUGUCCUUGCAGGCCUUUGUUCACCGGUCGUGACUGUUCCUCCUGCAUCGAGGGCUACGGGAACGUGACCGCAGGUUGCCGGGAAUGCGACUGCGACGUGGGUGCCAUCGACGGGUUCUGCGAGUCCGUAAGCGGUGUGUGCAGGUGCGCGCCGAGCGUCGUCGGCUUCCGGUGCGAUCGUUGCGACGUGGACCACUACGGCUUGUCGGCGGAUGGCUGCAAAGGAUGUGGCUGCAACAAUUUGGGCUCCACGAGUUCUGCCUGCGACAUCGUAUCCGGACAGUGUCAAUGCAAACCGCAAGUUAUUGGCAGACAGUGCAACGAAUGUAAGACCGGUUAUUGGGGAUUGACAUCAGGAACAGGCUGCACGCCUUGCGGAUGCGAUUCUAUGGGAUCCAAUAACACAUCCUGCAGCAACGACACAGGAGAAUGCUAUUGCAAGCCGGGUGUGGGUGGCUCACGCUGCGACAGUUGUUUAUCCGGAUACUAUGGAUUUUCUUUAAACGGCUGUCAAUUGUGCGAUUCAUGCGUUCGACCCGGUCACGUGUGUGACCCUGAUACCGGUCGCUGCGUGUGUCCCCGCUUGACCUACGGUGAGCACUGCGACCGAUGUAGACCAGGUGCGUGGGACUUAGUGCCGCGCGUUGGCUGCAGGCCAUGCGCCUGUACUCUGGGCGCCACAGGGUCCCAGUGUGACCAUCAGGGUCAGUGCCCCUGCAGAAUCGGCUAUGACGGGCUCAGGUGCGAGAGAUGUGCCAAGGGUUACUACGGCUAUCCGAGGUGCCGUCCUUGCGGCUGCAAUUUAGCCGGUACGACGCAUUGCCACGACGGUGUCUGUGAAUGCGAUGACAAGGGACAGUGCCCGUGCAAGGAACUGGCCGUUGGACGACAGUGCAAUCAGUGCAAGGAAGGUACGUUCGGUCUUGCGACGGACAAUAUCAAGGGAUGCACCGAGUGUUUCUGCUUCGGAAGGAGCACCUUGUGUCAGCAGGCCGGACUCAGUUGGGGUCAACGCAGAUUGACUCGGCCUCGUGUUCUUUAUAUCAAUGACACAGUCAGCGAUGUAAUAAUAACGAAUUUUGGCUCCACAACUAUAUUACCAGCGGUGAACGGUGGGUUGAACGUGACAAAUGGUCUCUCCGUAAUCCCUGGAUCUGAUGGUGAUGUCACGUUGCCCACAACUCUUUAUUAUAAUUAUCCUUUAUAUUGGAGACUGCCAGAUUCUUUUCUAGGCGAUAAGGUUGUCUCUUACGGAGGAUUCUUGCGCUUUAAAACCUCGACGGAAGGUGGAAUACCUCUAAGAUCGAAUCUCCGAUAUCCCGUGGUGCAGUUACAAGGCAACAAUAAAAUUGUCUUGGAAUAUUAUCUUCAUCUGCCAGUAAACGAUAAUCGUUAUGAAGUCAGAUUUCACGAGUCAUUGUGGCAGCUACAAAACAGGCCGGAUUACAAAGUCUCCAGGGAGGUUCUAAUGGUCGCGUUGCAAAAUCUGCAGUACAUCCUCGUAAAAGCUUCGGACAAUGCUGAAUUUACAAGAACCACAUUGCUGGAAGCUUCUCUCGACGCCGCCGUCCUGAUGCCUACACACUCGCCACCACUGGCGACCGGAGUGGAGAUCUGCCAGUGCCCGCCGGAAUACAACGGUACGUCUUGCCAAGAUCCUAGCAUCGGCUUUUACAGGUGGUAUAAGAACACCACCGCCACGUCUACCAUCGUGAUCGAUCUUGUCGGACAAGCCAGACGCUGCCAGUGCAAUGGGAGAUCCGAGGUGUGCGACAGGGAGACGGGAUAUUGCUUGAACUGUAAAGAAAACACAUUUGGUGCACAUUGCAACGUUUGCGCUGAUAGUUUCUACGGUUAUCCAGAAAUAGGCUGCAAGCCAUGUCCAUGUCCGCAAGUCGAUAAGAGAUUUUCAAGUACCUGCGUGGUUCGUGCGAACAAUGAACCUAUUUGUCACUGCAAGCCAGGUUAUGUCGGUAGAAAAUGUGAACGUUGUGCCUAUGGCUAUUACGGUUUUCCCGACCUUCCGGACGGCAAGUGCGUUCCGUGCAAUUGCAACUUGGCAGGAAGUUUAAGCGACGGCUGCGACGGCGAGACAGGACAGUGCAAAUGCAAGAUCGGUUCUACAGGCAGAGAUUGCUCCCAAUGCACGGCAUAUCGACACGUUUACAUAAACAAUGUUUGCACUUCAUGCAAUGACAAUUGCACGGGAAUUCUGCUCGAUACUGUCGCGAUGUUGUCUGAGGAACUGGCCGGUGGAACGAGUCACAUAGCAGACGGAUAUAUUCCACCCCCGUGGGAGGAACUAUCGUAUAUUGAUUCCAACACGACUACAUAUCUUGAGGAAUUGGAGCUGCGAACUCGUCUACAGCAAAGAAUGAGAAACAUACCGUGGCAUGAAUACAAAAAACUUGCAGAAGAUGUUGAAACUAUGUUAAGAAAUAUGAACAAGAAUGCGAAACAUGCCGAUACUUUGAAGACUAAAAGCGGCGAUUUAAAAAAUAAUGUUUUUACAGCGAAAAUUAUGCUCGAUAAUUUAAGAAGAGAUAUAGAAGAUACAACUUCGGAACUCAAUCAAUACAGUAACGAUAAUAGAAGAAUAGAAAUAAAAAAAGCCUUAAAAACUGCUAAGGCAAUCUUGAAUUAUCUAAAAUCCGUCGAUAUAAUCAAGAAAACUACAGAAGUGGAAAACUUCCUCGACGGUGUUACCAAAUAUGUAGCGUGGCUAAACUCUCUUCAUGACGCGACUGAGCCUUUGGCGGUCGCUCAAAAUGACGCUAAAAAUUACGAGAUGAAAUUGAACGAUAUGCGAACGAUCAUAGAAAACACCAUGGAAACACUAUUCAGCUACGACAGUUUGUACAACCAUAUCAACGGGACAUUUAUCGAGGCCAAAGAUCAAUGCGCUCGUAUAAGGAUAUUACACGACGAAACGAAUGAAACGGUCACCGAAGGGAAGAAACUCGUCAAUGAAGCUCGCCAUCUACUUGUCGACGCAGAAAAUAAUAUUCAAAAUCUCUCAGAUUCACGCGAUAAAUUAACAUACUGGACGGAGAAGCUGAGCAUGAAGGAGGAACUUUUGUAUCGGUUAAAUUACGAGUACGACGAGAAGUAUGUGGUGCCAGCAGUGCAACAUGCGAAGAAUUUAUCCAGCUACGUCGAUCAGUAUGUCAGUUUGUUCGCCAAGACACGAGAUAUUGCGGCUAGUCCCCUGAAGGCAAGUCAGGCCUACAAGAACAUCUUCGACGGUUUGCAAGCGGCGAAAGUCACUGCGCUGGCAGCCAAGGAAAUCGCCGAAGAUGUGCACAAAAAGGCUUUCCCUCCUUCGGGACAGAAAUCGUUACUGGAUGAUGCCAAGGAAGUAUUAACUAAGUCUUCGCAACAGUGGGAAGUGGCGAAAGAACAUGGUAAACUAGUAAAAAAUGCAAACGCCAAGUUGAAUGCUCAGAAGCAAGCCGUGCUGGUAUUAAAGGAUUCGUUAAACAACACUGGAAUAAAGGACAACGAGAUAAAUGUGAAAUUGCGAGAAUUGCAAAGUAAUAGUAAAAAAUUACAUGAAGAUCUACUAAAUAUCUUGGAGGACAACAAUGAAGUAGCAGAAUCGGUAAUGGAUACGCAACGAUUGAUCGACGAUUACAAACAAGGCAUCGCCGACAGACUGAAGCCGAAAUUGCACGAAUUGAAGCGCGAAGGCGAUUCGAAGAUAAGCCUUGCCAGCGAAAAAUUGACGGAAGCGCUGAGUAAUAUUAAGAAGGCCGAUGCGAAGCUAAUAAGUCUAUCAAACGUUGCAAUGAAACGAAAAGCUGUUUUCGAUAAAUGGAAUGACACAUUAGCCACGAAAUUACAGAAUCUCAAAGACAAAAUUGCAGAAGCCCGAAAUACUGCCGAAGGGAUCCGCGUCUCUCUACGAUCGGUGGAAGGUAAAGAAUGCAUUCGUUCAUACAGACCAACGACGUUGCAAUCCUCGUCAACGACGUCGAUUAUGAUAACAUUCGCGCUUCCAACUGCACGCAAAGAAGGUUCCCUGUUUUACUUGCCUAGUGGAAUUAAUGAUGAUUUUAUCGCCGUAGAGAUAUUUGAUAAAAAGGUACGAUUCUUAUGGAAUGUCGGCGGUGGUACAGGUAUACUAACACAUCCUGAAGUUCUUGAAAGUGGCGAUCUGCAGAAUGACAGGUCUUGGUAUCGGAUUGAGGCUGAAAGAACGCGACACACAGGCAAGCUGAACGUGCACAAGCAGUUUUCGACGUCCGGAAAGUAUCUUCCCGUCAUAAAUACAACUAACUCCGAAUAUGGUCGUUUCGACGUCUUGCCUACAGACCGAGUGUGGAUAGGAGGUAUCCCUAAAUCGCAGAGAAGACCAAUGGAGCUGAUCGCUGGUAAUGGUCUUCCGGGUUGUAUUCAUCAAGUAAUCCUUGAUGGAAAGCAUAUCGGUCUCUGGAAUUUCAUCACAACAGCACCAGACAUGGCUUGCAAAGCUUGUGUAGAAGGAGUGGAGGAUGCCAAAGAUGAUAUAGCUUACAAUUUCAAUGGAGAGGGCUAUGCCGUGAGAAACAGAGUCUCAUCUGGUCCAUAUAAUAAAUAUAUGUUUGGAGUCUCGAUUAGUUUUCGAACAUACGACGAGAAUGCAUUGCUAUUUCUAGCCAUUAACAAAGAUAAUCAGCACAUCAUGAUUUCCCUGCGAGAAGGCCGAGUGAUCCUCCAUGUCGGCUACGGCGGGGAUGUGAGCAUGGAGAUGUCCUCGACUUACAAGUACAAUACCGGCAAUUGGACAAAGGUGGACGCAUUCCGUCAGUAUCAAUUACGCAAGAACAUCGAAAAAUGCAGCCUUAGUAUCGGUGGUGACAACGACAAACGAAUUGGUGCGCCCACACCACAGCCUACGAAGGAAGAUAUCCCAGAUUUGGCGCAGGCCAAGUACUACAUCGGCGGGCUGCCACCAAGCUUCCGCGCAGAAAAACUAAUGUUACCCUCGCAAGUGUCCUUCCUCGGAUGCAUGGCCAAUAUCGUAGUGCAAGAGGGUUACGAUCCAAUGGCCGAACAAUAUUACGGAGUGGAAUCCAGUUGCGGUGAUAAACCAUUGAAGAUAGUCGGAUUUUAUGGAGAUGGAUAUCUCGAGCAUUCAGCGUUUACUCUGCGCAAGAUUCAAUCUGUCCUAAGUUUCUCCUUCAGAAGCAUGCAGAAUGUAGCUAUGCUUCUUCUCUCCACGUUUGAGGGCCACGAAGACAGAUUGGGUGGUACUCUCAAAGAAGCUAAGGACAGCUAUUACUCCGUGUGUAUUCUCAAUGGACAAGUGCAAGUUCGUUUAAAUGCUGGUCAUGGCGAGCUGGUUCUCCAAUCGAAUAAUACUUUUAACGACGGAAAAUAUCACUCGGUCACUGUCAUUAAGAAAAGAAAGGAAGUGGAGCUGAGAAUCGAUGACGCGUAUCAAACAUCAGGAAAAUUACGCAAUAGUAUUGCGAUCAAGGCUCCCAGUUCGAACGGCGGACUUUUCUUUGGCGGAUUACCGGCGCUCAUUAAUAAUACUAAAAUGGUCGCAACUAAUACGCCACUGUAUGGCGCUAUCAAGGAUGUGAUUUUCAAUGAUAUAAAUCUUCGAUUUGACGAUGCAGUUAAUUUUGAUCACGCUCUAAUCGGUCGUUCCGGACCAAGUAUGGGAAAAGAAAUGCCAAAUUAUGUACCAUCGGCGUCAUUGUCUCGAGGGAUGUCCACACAACCCGAAGGAUGCCAAAAAGUACCUUAUUAUUCGCUAGAACCGGGUGCUUUGAAAUUUGGCGAUAAACCACACAGUCAUACGCAGCUCUAUCUCAACUUCAAGAAAUUCUGGGAGAAAAAAUAUGUGAUAGAAUUCGAUUUUAGGACGUAUUAUCCCAAUGGAUUGCUGUUUAUCACUCCGGGUCUUCGAUUGAAACACUAUUUAAUGGUACUCAUCCGGGAUGGGCAGCUUCUUUUGGUAGUGAGAAGCAAACAAAGAAAGGAAAUACUAUUCAAGACACCGUUUAAUGAUGGCAAUUGGCAUCACGUCGUUAUCAGCCAUGAAGAAAGGAAGCUCACCCUAUUAGUCGAUACUCAGACACCGCGCAUCGUCAAAGUACCGAGAAGAAUUGGUCUCGCAUCCAUGAUGUAUAUCGGUGGUCUUCCGGAAAGCGGAACGCCUAUCCCGGAACAAGUGGUUGUCAGACUGGAGACAUUGAAGGGAUGUAUCAGAGGCCUGAAGAUCAAUGGAAAUGUUUACGACAUGGUGGGUUCCACUAGUAGAGCCUUCAAUGUCGGUCAGUGCUUCCCAAGUGUCGAGAGCGGAGCGUAUUUCCAGGGCGAAGCUUAUGCUAUUUAUCGAAACAACUUUGAGGUUGAUGGCGUGCUUGAACUUCAAUUAGAAUUCAGGACAUCGGAAGUGUCUGGCGUGUUGCUGUCGAUUACCGCACCCAGUGGUUCACCUUCUCUGUCAUUAGAACUCAAUAGCGGGAAGGUGAUCAUGUCGGGCGAUCUGGGCGACAACAAUCCGUUAUAUGUGGAACAGGGCUUCUCUAAUCAUUACGCGAUCUGCGACAAUCGAUGGCACAGGAUCCAGGCUGUAUAUAACGAUGAGGAGCUGGCGCUCAAGGUGGACGAGCUGGAUCAAAAAUACGGCUUACCCACGAAUGUUAAUUAUCAUUUAAAUACCUCUAUCUUCUCCGGCCCGUUGUAUAUAGGCGGUAUACCAGCGACUGCUCAGAAAGGCUCGCUGUUAACGCGAGACCACUUCAAUGGAUGCAUCAGGAAUGUGAUGAUAAGAGGGGAAAGGCGAGACUGGACGGACAUGGCCGAGCUGCACAACAUCCAUCUGAGCUCCUGCCCGGUUCAAUGAUAGCGGAGCGUGAAGAGGAAAGACAAUUACCUCGGCGUUCAGCGCUUUUAGUUCCAAAGACUGUUCGAAGAGUCGCGUUGAGUUCAACAAUCGCAUCGAGAUUAACGUGCCAUAUAUUCGCAGGCGACGAGUUUUUUAAGACUUAACAAAGCCAAAAGAUGCUAAACCGUAGACCGUUAAGCUAAUCGUCGUAGCAUGAAAAUAGAAAAAGGAAAAGGGAAAAAGAGAGAAAGAGACCGUACGCUUCAGUCUCGCCGUGACAAACAAACGAUGGCAUGAAUAAUUUCGUCGUACGUACGCAGGUAUGCGUAACGCGUGCAGACGGUGACAUUUUACGCGUAAAUAGCGAGACCACUGCCAUAUAGUUUAAUUAUUCAUCGUAAGCCGCAAACAAUUUGUACAUCAGUAUUUAAAAGCCAUUAUUUAUUAUCGUUAACGUAAAUCCGAUCACGAGAAUUCGUGAUCGCUGCGUCGACGAGUUAGGGAAUAGAAAAUAACGCGAUUACGUUUUGUACUUUUAUAGUUAGACAUCUACUAGAGCCCGAUAUAUUAUGUACAUUGUAGAUUUUUUAUUCGAAAGAUUUAUCGAGAAACAUGCAAGUGCCCUGUAAAAAAGAAGUGUCCUUUAAUCACGCACACAGAGAGAUGAUAUUCGAAGAAUAUUUAUAUAUCUAAUCUUCUCUCUCAUACAUAACACACGCACACGACUUUUGUUAAACUGUAAUAUAUUACAUAUACACAAGGAAAAUUAACAAAUUACGAAAAUCCGCUGUUGUGUAUAAAAUAUAUAUAAUAUAACAAGAAAAAAAACGCAUAGGGUUAUGUCGCUUUGAUUUAUCCUCUUUAACGCUCUUAAGAUCUCUACAAAAUACUUCAAAAACGCAGCUUUAUGAAAUUUCACAAUGCAAUUUUCCUCCAAAAUGAAGGACAAAUAUUGAACACAAAGAAUUGAAGAGUUCUAGAGAAUUAAGAAAAUCUUACUUUUAUUUACGAAUAGAAUCUUCAUUUCGAGAUGUUUUGUAUUAAAAAUUAAAGAAAUUCUCGUCAAGAGAAAAAGCCAGAUCUUUUAAAGAAUGUGCCAUUAAGGUACGAUCAAUGAUGGAUUACUUUUGAUAUCCAUCCGCGGAAGAAUAAAAGUCUAUUACAAAUGGGUUAUUAAAUUUUAUUAAUGACAUUCGCUGCGAAGAUGCUAACAGUAAAUUAUGACCCAAAUCUUACAUGACGUACUGAAUAAAUAUACAUAUCGUCGAGUAGGUAGGUAUAAGUUUUUUUCGUUUUAUGUGUAUAUAAAAACAUAAUAUUUACAGAGACACGGAUAGAAGUUCGAGAACUGAUAUUCGCCUUGACGUCGAAAUUUCAGCGACAAUAAAAAUCGAUAAUUAUUACGUAACAAUAAUCGUUUAUUAUUAUUAGUAAGCGCGAUUUAACUGCGGCGUACAAAUUUACGUCGUGCCGCAGUACUUUAAUUGUGUAUGUGUGUGUAUGUGUGUAUGCCUCGAGUUCCCGUCUCUCUUUCUUUCCGUCUCGGUCCAUUCCGUUUUGUCCACAUUUAAUUGUCGCAUCCAAGUCUUCUUUUUUUUUUCACCAGCUCACUAAUAAUAUCUAUUCUUCAAAAAAUAUAAAUAUCAAGCAUAAGCGACCAAUAUCGAGAGAUCUCUCUUAAUGUCAUAACUUUGUAAUCAAUCCCAUUUCCACAAGCCAUUAUUCUCGUUGGCUCUUAAGAUUAAUGACUAUGUAUAUAUUUAUAUAUAUAUUAAUUGCAAUCAAUUCAUAUAUAUCUCUUUCUCUCUCUCUCUCUCUUCACUCUCUUUUCAAACAUUAUCAUCAUGAAUUUACUGCAACUUGCACUUCAUCUCAAAAGUUUCAUAAUUUCUUUCUUUCUUCUAUGGCGCGUACCUCACGUUCGAUAUUGUCAGGUCGGACUGUUUCUGAGUCUAAGAUUUUCUAUCUUAUCGCUCUUUUUCUCUCAUCAUCGUACUCGGAUAAAUUUACAACAGACUGGGAUAUAGAAUAAUGAACUUCUUUCUCUCUCUCGAUUACUACAAUCUCACAAGUCCUUUUCAUUACACAUGGUCGAACGGCGAAACGCGGGACGGCGAGGUCAAACUGACUACGUCCCGAUGCAAAUUGAAGAUACAUAGAUUAUUCCUCCGCAGUUUCAGCGGAGAACACUCGAUUUCGAUAUGUCGCGUUGUAUUUGUAAUUGUAUCGUUAAUAAUCUUGUGUUUGCGUUACGCCGUGUCGCGGAAUACGGAGGGUCUACCUAUACUCGACACGACUUUCCGCACCGAGUCGAAGACUUAUCAUACAAAAUAAUUGAAGAACGAUCCUGGAGACGUCGUCAUCGUGAACGGAAUCCGAGACCAGAGAGAAAAUAAUCAUACAAACGAUAGACCCUCAAUAUUGUCGUAUAAAAUAGCUAUAUGAAGUCUACCUAUCUCUUAGCUUCUUCUCUCCUCUUAUAAUAUUAUAAUGAAAGAAACGUAUCCGACCGAAAAGGCCCGUUCAGCGAGAUAGGAAGCCGAUGCCAGUCCCACGCGAAAAGCGAACAUCGAAUUUAUGGCACAAUAAAUUAUAACAGUUUUUCCGAUAAAUAACGGACCGCCGCUUUCUCUGUUCGCCCGGACUGACUAAAGUUUCGCUGAGAGACGGCGGGAUGUGUCGCGAUUGCCGGUAAAUUCCUACAGGGAAAACGUAAUGUACGAGACACGAUUGAAGAAAAGUCAUGCUGUCAAUUCGUUAAAUAUUUUUACGCACUUAGUCCAAUUACAUCAUUCCUAACAUAAGGCUUCAUACUGUUUUUCUUUGCUUCCGAGGAAGGUAGAAUAUGACUGGAGAACUUUGAAUAACAAAGCUUUGUUCGGAAAAAAGCGCAGUUUCAUUGAUAAAAUUGUUUAGACACUAUGCCCAUCUUCCACCUUCCUGUUACAUAAUAAAGAUUGAAGCGCGUGGGAGGAAAAAAGAAAGUACCGCGAGCCUCCCUUUCUCGACGGCCCUUCGACAAACUUUGUCCGCGAGGCAACGAUACUUAUGCAAUAUCCACUUUCUGUACACAAUGAUAAUUACCUAAUCUGACGAAACACAUCGCUCGCUUUAAAACAGCCGCUUCGGCGUAAACUAAUGCACGCGCAUAUCUCACACGCGUUUUUUUUUACAGUAUAAACUUGAAACGUGUAAUGUAGCUCGAACGAUCGACUUUCGUCGCAAAGAAACAGAUGCAUCAUAUGCCUGGAUUUAUUGUAAGGCUGGUCUUAUACUUGAUUCUGCUAAUUACGCAACGAACUGAUUUAUUUACAACAUGAUCGUUGUUCGCAUCCGUUGUCACCCCGUUGGCAAAAAUUUCAUCCCCCGCAGAGAAAAGGAGGCUGAGGGGGAUACUGCAAGAAUUGCGCUACGCAUUACAAUCGUUAACAGUCGCGAGAAACGUACGCAGAAUGAGAAAUCAUUAAUUCAACUCCGUUUGAGCCGCAUCGAAUAUUCUGUCGACACGUAUUUCAAUCGGUAAAAUAUAAAGAGCAAAUACACAUAAAAAAAAGAACAACAUUCUCCCCGAUUAAAAAAGGAAAUUGAUAUAAAAAAAAGAGGAUCUUUUUUACAAGGUUACAUACUGUUAUACAGAAAAUAAAAACAAGUUCAAAGUCAGCGAUUUGCGCACGAGACACAUCUAAAAAUUAAUGAUCCCUCACAUGUUCGCACGUUUUAUUAUAUUUUAAUAUAUUCUUUAAAAAGUUUCAAAUGCACUAGAUAAUAAUCGUUGAAUUUAGAAUCCCUAGCCUAGCGAAGGAUGCAGAAAGACCUGUGUCAAUCGCAAAUUACGCAUGUACGCACAUAUGAGAACACAAGCUGCACCGUUGCCAUCCUCCCUCACUCUCGCUUCGUUUGGUAAAAUAAAUUUAGAAAAAUCAACUUUCGCAUUAUACAUCCAUGAGAAUCGUACGUCCAUGCAGUCGCAACACAGCGGUUUACACAAUUACAAGGCGGUUACAUGACGAGAGUUAGUCCACAAAAUUAAAGGAUCUUAGGGGUGUAUUGACAACAAACCGUCUUAUAAGUAGAUACUGGUAAUCUUAUGACACAGUGAUUGAUGCUGACGAUCAACGAAAAAAAAAAAAAA